CCGGGGCGGGGCCGGGGUGGCCUGGCCGGGAGCUGGGGGAGCUGGUCAGUUUCACCCUCCUCUGCUGCCGCUUUGGAAAAAGCGAAGGGCUUUCGUGUCUGUCGUCACUGAUGAAACUGAUCCGCGGUUGUUUACGAUGUCUCACUUCACAAGCGAAGAUGAAGCUCUGUUACAGUCUAUGCUUAGACAAUUGCUGCAGAGUGUGAGGGAAAAAAUCACUGGAGCCCCAUCAGUAGAAUGUGCAGAAGAAAUUCUGUUGCAUUUGGAGGAAACAGAUGAAAAUUUUCACAACUAUGAGUUUGUGAAAUACCUUAGACAAUAUAUAAAUAAUUCCGUGGGAUCUGUGAUUGAAGAAGAAACAGAAAAAUGUACUUCUGCCCAAAAUCAGGGCGAAGUAUCUGGCUAUGACACACUUGUCCAACAUGUUACUAAGCAGACCCAUGAAUCUAAAGAAUACAGGGAAAUGAUGCAUGCCUUGAAGAAUGUCAUGAUGGUUGUUGUAGAAUCUUUGAUUAACAAGUUUGAAGAAGAUCGUAUGUGUAAUAAGGAGCUGGAUAGUAAAACAAAGAAAGAAUGUCAGAGUGGCUAUUACACGGACAACUGUUCUGACAGUGACUCCUCCUUGAACCAAAGUUACACCUUCAUGAGUCAAGAACAGUUGCAGCUGCUGGUAGAAAGGCUUGACCCUGUUCAGCCUAAGGAAGUUCGCCAAGAAGCAUUGCAGGCGCUGUGCUUUGCCCCUCCCUCUGAUAUACUGAACUCUGAGUGUUGGCCAAGUCUGCGUAAGCAUCUAACAUUGUCUCUGUCAGAUCCUGAUGCAACAUUCAGUGAGAAAAUUCUUAGGUUCUAUGCAAAAAGCUUUUCUUCUUCUCCAUUUAAUAUGACAAGAGAAGUCUAUACAAGUUUAGCAAGACACUUGGAGUUGUACUUUCUUUCUGGAGAAUAUUCUCUUCGUAUUUCUGCUGGUCUGGAUGUUUCUAACAAAGAUGUAAAUAAUUUACUUAAAAAGAUUCGACUUUUAAAUGAGUACCAAAAGGAAGCUCCCUCUUCCUGGAUUCGUUAUCCAGAAAAGUACAUGGAAGAAGUAGUGGAGAGUACUUUGUCACUUUUGUCAAUAAAACAGGAGCCUAAUCAUCCAGAUUUUUUGAGUCCAGUCUACUUCUUGGCUCUGCUAGAUAUCAAAGCAGUAUGGUUUAAAAAGUGGACGCAUGCACAUUACAGCAGAACGGUGGUAUUUAGGCUUUUGAAAAAGAAAUAUAAAUCUUUGAUUAAUGCAGCGGUCCAGCAGUGCCUUGAUUAUUUUGAAUUUUGCAAGACAACAGUUAACACAAAUUCCAGAGUCAAUGACUACUCCCAGCAGCAUUGUAGUGAUAAGCAGAGCUUUUCUUACACUGGACCAGAAUUGCAGUACGCCUAUUUUGUUCAUUCACUGUGCCUUUUAGGAAGAUUGCUGAUCUAUAAGCAAGGCCAAAAUCUCUUUCCAGUACAGCUGAAAACCAAGAAAGAUAGUGUAUCCAUAACUGAUCUGUUGGUAUUAUUUAUUCAGCUUACUUAUUACUCUCCCAGUUACCCAAAGACAGCUUUGGCAGUGCAUACAGACAAUUAUUCUCCAGCAAGCCUUGUUAUGGAGAUUCUUCAAGUAUUUUGUGAUCAAACAGGAUGUGCUGCUGAAUGCUUAUAUAAGGAUGCAGUGAUAGAUGCACUACUUGAUCCUGUUCAAAGUUUACUGAAUGGCACAGAGGUGCAUGUAAAUUGUCUUGAAACAACUUUAAGUGAUGUAGCUGAUAUUUUGGCAAGAAUUGCUGCUGUAGAAGAUGGUCUUUCUCUUCUUCUUUAUGGAGAAAAUGAAAAAUCUGCCAAAGAAGGCAGGCCUACAGCUGUUCAUAUAAUUGCUCAGUUUACAAAGAAGCUUCUUCAAGAUGACAUUUCUCUUUUGUCUGGAUCUGAGAGUUUGCCAGUUCUUAAAGGAGCUUUCAUUUUUGUAUGUCGUCAGAUGUACAGAACUUGUGAAGGCUUGCAGGUGCUUAUUCCUUAUGGCUUGCAUGAAUCUCUUGGAGAGGCCUGGAAAAAGACAAGUUUACUUUCAGAAAGAGUACCCACUCCUGUAGCUGGUGCGGACUCAACUUCAUCAAUAAGUCUAGAGUCAAAAAGCAUUUUGUUACGGGAAGACACUUUGUUAGAUGCCUUGCUAAAUUUUUCUGCCACACCCAAAGGACUAUUUCUGCUUCAUAGUACAGGUACCGUGAAUGACUGUGUGAACUUUAUGUUCAGAAGUUUAUCAAAAAAACUACAGACAAAUGAGUAUGAAGAGUUUGGUAAUAGAGUGAUAGUUACACAAAUAGCAGCAACACCAACAGGUGCAGUAGCUCUACAGAGUUCAGGCUUUAUAAAGGCACUUGUGACCGAAUUAUGGGCUCUUUUGGAGUGUGGAAAUGAUGAUUUGAGGAUGACCCAGCCCAAAUCUACUCCAGUUGACCCUAUUGACCGAAGCUGUCAGAAGUCUUUUCUGUUCCUGAUAAACGUACUCAGUUACCCUGCAGUUUUUGAGCUUCUGAAUAAACGAGAUAUACCAAAUAAGACAAUGUAUUCACUCCGCGAAGUGCCAACAGAUAUUAUUGAUAUCAUUGACAGGCUUAUAAUUUUGAAUUCAGAAGCUAAAAUUCAUUCCCUAUUCAGUUAUGAACAAUCACAUAUCUUUGGUCUGAGGUUGUUAAAUGUGCUGUGCUGUGAGCUCAAUACCCUUUUACUCUUGGAGACACAGUAUAAGGUGUCACAAGUUUUACUAACUGCUCAGGAGGAAAAUGUCACAGAAACUUCAGAAGGACCAGGAAAUUUUAUAAUUGAUGGUCUAUCAGUGGAGAGAAACCAUGUUCUUGUAAGGAUAAAUCUGAUUGGAGGACCACAGGAAAGGAUUUUGCCUUUAAGAGUAUUAGAUAAGGGCAGUGAUCCAUAUCCUUGGCCAAUGUUUUCAUCAUUCCCUUUGCCAAAGUGCUAUCUUGCAGAAAUUCCUAGGAAAGCUGAGUUCAGACAUGAUAAAGAUCUUGACAAGCUCUUAUCACUCUUAAAAAGUCCAGAGAAGCAAACUGGGUGGACAGAAAUUUGUAGAAAACAGUUCUGUAAAGUCAUGAAAGCCAGACCGGAUAUCAUCAGUGGAACAAUUUUGGCAGAAUUAAUUGAAAACUUCGUGUCACAUCUUUCUGAAAGCCGAUUGGAUUGCUUUUUCAGUACAGGAAACUAUAAAGCCAUGGAUGCAGAUGUGAAGAAUGAAAGCCUUUCAUCUGUGCAGCAGCUUGGUGUUGAAAUGACAGUCAGAUAUGGAAAAUAUCUAAACCUGCUGAAAGGACAUGCUGAAACUGGGCUGUGCUUCGUGUUAAAGAAUUGUGAGAAAUUUCUGAAACAACAGCAAAGAACUGUAGUAUCCUCUCUUUGCUGCUUGCAGGAAUGCUAUGCUGGCUAUGAUUGGUUUGCGUCUUCCGUCUUCCUCAUAAUGUCAGGGGAUGCGGAGAAGACACUGACAUUUCUUCAGCGAUUUUCACGUCUUCUUGCUUCAGCAUUUCUCUGGCUGCCAAGACUGCAUAGAUCUAUGCAUCUGCCUAUUACCACAGUGGAAUUGGGCAUCCAUCCAGUCUACUUUUGCAGUGCUCACCACAUUGAAACAUUGCUGAAAGCUGAGUUGCCUCUUGUCUUUUCGGCCUUCCAAAUUUCUGGUUUUGCUCCAUCCCAGAUUUGUCUACAAUGGAUAUCUCAGUGUUUCUGGAAUUAUAUGGACUGGAGUGAGAUCUGUCACUACAUUGCUCUAUGUAUAUUUCUUGGUCCUGAUUAUCAAAUAUAUAUGUGUAUUUCUGUGUUCAAACAACUACAGCAAGACAUCCUGAAGCACACCGAAGCCCAAGAUCUCCAGGUUUUUCUUAAAGAAGAAGCACUCCAUGGAUUUCGAGUGAGUGAUUAUUUAGAAUACAUGGAAAGCUUGGAGGUGAUCUACAGACCUGUGCUGCUGAAAGACAUGAGGAGCAUAAGAGUGCAGAAUACAUAGAUGAACAACCACCCACCUUAUUUUCUAGUUUUAGUUACAUCCUUUAAAAGGAUGCUGAUUGAUUGAUAUAUCAAUCUCACCUAAAAUAAGUCAGACUGUGUUUAUGUACAUACUGUAAUAUAAAUAAGGAGGAGUUUCAGAAUAUUCAGAUUUUUGCAAAAGGACUUAAUCUAACUUUGAUGACCUGAAAUACCACAUUUUACCAGACAGGCUGUAUGCUCAGCCUCAUUUUCAGUUAGCAGAAGGGAGCUUCAGAACUCGCCUGUAGAUGCUGUUUCUUCCUUAGAACACAUCUUUGUUCUAUAGCCUUGAACUUGUUCCCAACUCAUUGCAUUAUUGUCGCCUCCUUGUAGUCCUAAAACCUACAUAUUUUGGUAGGAUCUGACAAAGUGAUCUUUCCUAGAAACACCUGCUAGCUUGUGUUCAUAUGCAUGAAAAGUUAUCAAAUGGAAAACAAAUUCUCUGUACACACCUGUUCUGACUUGGUGGAUAAUGUUGCAAAAAUGGUGUUCAAAUACGUGCAGUAAAAUAAGACUGAUAUUCCUGUCUUUUCAAAAAAUAAAUCAUUUUAUGUCAUAAAACAUGUAUUUGUAGCACACUCUGUCUGCACAAGUGAAUGAGUAGUCCUUGAGCAUCUUGCUUUUCAUAUCUCUGGAAAAUAACAGUUUUUAAAGAAUCUGAUUUCAUUCAGACAGGAAAACUAAUAAUAAGUUUCACCUGUGCUUGCUUUUCAUCAUCAAUAAAAAAGCAAGAAUUAAGGCUGCUGUGUAUUUUUCUAACACUAAUGCAGCCUAGGUAAAAAUUCAACAUUGUUGAAGUUGACUGACAUUCUCAGUUUCAAAAGAAACCUGAUAUCAUGGUUUAAUCUCUGCUGGCAACUAAGCACCACCCAGCUGCUUUCUCUCUCUCUGCCCAGUGAGAUGCGGGGGAAGAGAACUGAAAGGGUGAGAGCGAUAAAAAUCAUAGGUUGAGAUAAGAACCAUUUAAUAAUUAAAAUAGUAAGAACAACAGUAAGAAGAAAUUGAAAAGGAGGAUAACAAAGAGAGAAAUAAAACCCAAGAAAGACAAGUGGUGGUGAAUAAUUGUUUUCAUUUGCAUCAACUGACUAAUGCCUGUCAGUCCCCAAGCAGUAAUCCCUGCCACUCAGCCUUCCCCCUGGUUUUACUGCUGCGCACGAAGUCAGAUGGUGUAGAAUAUCACUUUGGUCAGUUGGGGUCAGUUGUCCUUUUUGUGUCUUCAAACUCCUUGUGUUCCCUCCAGCCUCCUCGCUUCUGGGGCAGUGUGAGGGGAAGAAAGGUCCUUGACACUGUGUAACAGCACUGUUCAACAAUAGCUAAAACAUCCCUGUGUUAUCAACACUGUUUUCAGCACAAAUCCAAAUCAUAGCCUCAUACCAGCUACUAUGAAGAAAAUUAACUCUCUCCCAGCCAAAACCAGCAUACGUCAUUUUCUAUAUUGUAUCAUUGUUAAAUAUUAUUUAAUAAAUACGUAUUUAUGUACCAAUUAACAGUUGGUUUUUUUAAUCCAAAUUUCAAUGCACUGGGCAUGAUGUUGAGUCAAUAAGUAAUACUCAAUUAGAUGGCAACAUAUUCUUGAAAUG
Molecule: messenger RNA, 5633 nt
Organism: Cuculus canorus (common cuckoo)
Lineage: Eukaryota; Metazoa; Chordata; Aves; Cuculiformes; Cuculidae
Gene: TBC1D32
Product: TBC1 domain family member 32
Exons: 34
Coding region: 137-4033 (1298 amino acids)
Biological process (GO): non-motile cilium assembly
Source: RefSeq, a predicted model, not a curated record